AUGGAGAGGAAGAGGAAGUUGCCCGCCAGGGCUGCGGCGCGUGUCGAACACGUCGCAAAGAAGCGCACCGUCACCCCUCCCGAGCCUCGAUCCGUUACGCCAGCCCCAGCACCUGUCGAGGAGCCCCCUCCACCGCCCCCUUCGCUCCCAAAGUCCAUUCAGGCUGGGAAGCCGUUGCCGACUGUUGAGGAUGCCCAGCCCGAUGACCUUCCCGCGAGGGAGUAUCAGUCAUUUCAAGAGAGCGGUGUUCUUGCUGAAUCGCUGAGUCGGUCGCGACACAAAUGGCUGGCCGAGGGCCUAUUCGAGAAGUACUGGACAAAGCCUGGACGAAAGAAAAACGCAAUAGAAGACCCCAAGAAUCCACCCAAAGAUACCAUGAGCAAGAUUGGGCCCUGCACAAUCACGAUCGAGCCGCACGUUUUCGAUGUUACCCUUUGGGCGAUCAAGGACCCAAAACCUCCCGCACCCACCACGCAAGCUACCUUUCGGCCGAUCCUGCAAUAUGGUCCUCCUAACGGAGCUAUGCCACCUCCACCUACAUCGGCACCCACGAAUCCAGGACCUUCACUCGCCCCUAAUGACUCGAAGCCGACACCUUCCGGCCCGAGUCCGGCUUCCCCGUCACCUGCUCCCCAGCAACCACCGUCCAGGCCGCCCUCGUCGGCUGCGAAAGAGCCACUCAAAGUCAUGCCUUCGCCGCGCAGUUUGGAGCCUCUGCGGACUGCCAGUGCGACACCACCUCCACCGCGGCCGGCAGCUCCAUUGGUCCCGGCGAUCACGGCACCGGCGCCAGCUUCAGCGGCGUCACUGGGAAUGCCAUCAUACCCUGCUGCAGCUUUGGCCGCAGCACCUUCAGUACCUAACUCGCGGCCAUCAAGCUCAACACCGACGCCGGCACCGGGUGCCGCAAGGCCUGCCCCGGCGGCGAAACCACAGGGAACCGAUCCCAUCAUUAUGACGUUGGCAGAAAAAGCUUCCGAAGAUCCCCAUUUGCGAGACUUGAUGAAGCGGGUCGCGGCGGGUGAAGCAAAGCCGGACGAGUUGAGCAACUUUCAAAAGAUCAUUGAUCAAAUAACGGCAGAGUACAAGAGGAAAGGAGGGCAACAGGGCCCUUCAGCAGAUAGGCUAUUGGUCGAUGGAAGGACAGUAAAGUAUUUUGCUGAUGAGGUGCGGACCAUUCUGGAUAUCGUACUGGCCACAAACCCACGGCAAAAAUCGGCGGAACUGCUUCCUCCACGCGGAAGCGAUCCUUUGGUUGUGGCCUUGGUGAGGGCGGCUCUGGAUGAUGCCAAGUUGCGAGCAAUGAUUCGACGGAUAGCUGACAACCAGCCUGGUUUCACGGACGCGACCGAUCUCAAGGCAUCUCUCGACAAGUUGCACAAGGAACUCAAGAGUGCGCAAAACACUCCGGCGCCUCAGACCCCGACAACGCAGACUGCCGUCAACGGCACACCAAAUGGACACGCCGUCAAACCCGCGAUAGCCGCGCCUGCUGCUUCACCGGCAUCGACCCCAGCUCCUGUAACAGCCCCGCAGGUACAGCAUCCUCCGCAGCAAGCAUUGCGAUCAAAAGGUCCUCCGCCACCCACGAGGCCUGAAAUUUCAGGCGUCUGCCUUGAUUUUGCUGGUGGAAAUGGCGAUCGUUAUCUGUUCCCGAAAUACAGCAUUCUAGAGUAUCUUCCCGGCGGGCAGCAGGCUGUUGCUUCGUUCCUCAUCGUUCGCAAGGGCAGUCAGCUCGAGUACGGAGGCGAUGCCAAGCUCGACUACUACCAGCCGGUCACGGUUCGGCUACACGCUCAUUCAGCACGUCACCUCGAGUACCUGCAGCGAGCGGUGGCACCCCAGGAAGAAGUCAUGAGGUACAUGGACGACGUCAUGGACAACAUGACAAGGGCCGAAUACGUCCUCCUCGCUAUGCGCUUGCCACGAGGAGAGCGAGAGCCCGACAGUGAGCAGAAUGGCAAAGAUACCCCUGGCCCGAGCGGCCAAGAUGCGAGACCAGAGUCAACAGCACCCGAGCACCCGGCUCCCAAGCAGCAGUCAGUGCUAUGGGGACCCGUGACGUCGAAAUUUGUUCGGAGUUUCAACAAGAAGUGGUUUGAAGAGUGGAAGAGGACCGAAAAGACUGCCGGCAGAAAGCCCUCGGCGGCAGACGAGGUCUUCCAGGCGUCCUGUGAGGCCGUGGGCCGCGACCCCCUGGACAAGGACAUAGAAUACGAGAAGAUGAUUGAGCUCUUGGCGGCUAAGGACUCCGAGUCGUCAUCAUCUUGA
Molecule: messenger RNA, 2271 nt
Organism: Colletotrichum orchidophilum
Lineage: Eukaryota; Fungi; Ascomycota; Sordariomycetes; Glomerellales; Glomerellaceae
Exons: 2
Coding region: 1-2271 (756 amino acids)
Biological process (GO): chromatin remodeling
Cellular component (GO): Swr1 complex
Molecular function (GO): ATP-dependent H2AZ histone chaperone activity
Source: RefSeq, a predicted model, not a curated record